This is a messenger RNA of Scomber scombrus (Atlantic mackerel), 9816 nucleotides long. It is a transcript of the gene dchs2, whose product is annotated as dachsous cadherin-related 2. Bases 1 to 9816 code for a protein of 3271 amino acids. Gene Ontology annotation, biological process: homophilic cell-cell adhesion. The transcript is spliced from 20 exons. The record is from RefSeq and is a predicted model, not a curated record. Lineage: Eukaryota; Metazoa; Chordata; Actinopteri; Scombriformes; Scombridae. Gene Ontology annotation, cellular component: plasma membrane; cell-cell junction. Gene Ontology annotation, molecular function: calcium ion binding.
AUGGGCCGCCAAAAUGUCUCACCUCUGCUCCUUCAUACUCUCGUCCUGUCGCUGCUUUGCGCGCUGUCGCUCGGACAGGUGUUCAACCUGACGCUGUCUGUUAAAGAGGGAUUGCCCGCUAAAACCAUUGUUGGAGACCUGGGAGCUGGAUUAAACAGGCCAAGCACUGGAUUCUUCAUUUCAGAGAGCCGAGAUUCUUAUGUCUUCAGGGACUUGGAAAUAGACUCGGACACUGGGAUCAUCUCCACAGCUGUGAUCCUGGACAGAGAGAGCAGAGAUAAGUAUGAAUUUGUGGCUGCCACUCUAACAGGUGAGAUGAUCAGAGUGAAAAUAGAAGUGAAAGAUGUGAACGACCAUGCACCCAUGUUUCCCUCCAAGGAGGUUGAUUUGGAAAUAUCAGAACUGAGCCCACCAGGAAGUCGGUUUCAGCUUGAAGGAGCUAAAGAUAAGGAUGAGGGUGAAUUUGGUACCCAGGGAUACAGAAUCACAGAGAAUGAGAUGGGAGAGUUGUUCUACCUGGAGUAUCGCACUGGAUCUGAGAACCACCUCAGCCUGGAUCUCAUCCUCACAAGCAGACUAGACAGGGAAACACAGGACUUCUACUCCCUGACCAUUGAGGCCUUCGAUGGUGGGAUCCCAGCCAGGACGGGGAGGCUUCAUUUGAACAUCCACGUCCUGGAUGAGAAUGACAACCCUCCCGUGUUCAAUCAGACUGAAUAUCACGCCUCGGUGCCCGAGAACGCUCCAAUUAUGUCUACUGUGUGUCAGGUUUAUGCCACAGACAUCGACCUGGGCGACAACAGCAGAAUCACUUAUGAGAUCAAUAGGCGGCAGAGUGACUCAAAUGAGGUUUUCUCCAUCAAUGAAACCACUGGUUUAGUUUAUCUCAACAAGCCGCUUGAUUUUGAAACACAGGCUUUUCAUGAGUUGAUCAUCAGUGCGAGAGACAACGGGGCUCAGCCUGAGUACAGCAGCACUUUUGUGGGUGUGAAAGUGCUUAAUAUCAAUGAUAACAGCCCCACCAUCAGUGUGCUAUUUCUCAGUGAGACAGGAGAUGCAGUUGUGUCAGAGGCAGCUGGGAUUGGGGACUAUGUUGCCCGGAUUUCAGUGUCAGACCCAGAUGUUGAGGAUGAGAGGGUUACAGUCACCCUCGUGGGUGGUGUUGGGAAAUUCACCCUGAAGCAGACUGAUGAUUUCUUGUAUGCUUUGUGUGUCAACGGAGAGCUUGACAGGGAAGAGAAGGACCUUUAUCAGUUAAAGGUGCAAGCAUCAGAUCACGGGAGCCCCUCUUUGAGUAGUGAGAUGGUCCUUCUCAUAAAGGUGGCUGACACUAAUGACUGCCAUCCAGUCUUUCAGAAGGAUGUGUAUAUCAUCAACAUCGCUGAGGAUGUUCCUCAGGGGAGUUCCCUCAUCCAGGUGCAGGCCCGAGACGCGGAUGAGGGUGUCAACUCAGAUGUCAGGUACUCCAUCCUCAAAUCGAGCCACCAAGACGGGCUGAUCAGCAUCGACCCCGAGUCAGGGAUGGUCACCACAGCCGCCGAACUGGACAGAGAGAGACAGAUGGAGAUGUGGUUCCUGGUGGUGGCAGUGGACGGAGGGGAGCCAGCUCUGUCGUCCACGGCUACGGUUACUGUGGUUGUGGAGGAUGUCAAUGACAACGAGCCAGUGUUCCAGCAGCAGCUGUACAAUGUGUCCCUCCCAGAGCACAGUGUCAUUGGGAGCUGCUUUUUACAAGUUGUAGCCACAGACGCAGACAGCCCUGAGUUCAGCACACUACACUAUUCUCUGUCUGAUGGCUUCGACAGGCAGGACAAGCACCCCCUCUUCCAAAUCCACCCUGAGACCGGAGAGCUGUGCGUCUCCCAGGACAUCGAUCGAGAUACAGGACAGACGGUUCACGACAUCCUGAUCAAAGCUGAAGAUCCAGGAGGUCUGAGCGCUCAAACCUACGUACACAUUGAGCUAGAAGACCUUAAUGAUAACGCUCCAGUGUUCAACCCCGAAGAGUACACCAUGAGCAUUAGCAGCCAUGCACAGCCCGGCACAGAAAUCCUCAACGUUAUCGCUACUGAUCGAGAUUCUGGCAGUUUCGGACAGGUCACCUACGAUAUCCUUCCAGGUGACCUGUCUAAUUUGUUUGCACUGGAUAAACAAACAGGAAUGCUCUACCUGGCCUCAACUCUGACCCACCUGGGUGCAGCCAGUGUGAAACUCUCUAUAACAGCUCAGGAUGGUGAGGGCCUGUCCGCAGUCAGACCUGCAGAAGUCACCAUCAAUGUUUUACCCAGCGCCCAGGCUCCAGCUGUGUUCCAGAGGUCACGCUACACCUUCACAGUGCCUGAAGACACACCUCCUGGCACUUCUGUAGGGACUGUGGAGGCCAUAAACCCUGCUGACUCGGAAUCUGUAUCGUACCGAAUUUCUUCUGGCGACCCUCAGGGUUUGUUCUCAGUCCAUCCAAAGUCCGGCCUGAUCAGCAACGUCAAACCUCUGGACCAUGAGUCGCAGCCGUACGCCCUGCUGGUUCUUCAGUCCUUCACUGACACCUCGCCUGUUUACAGCACCACACAAGUCAACAUCACUAUAGCUGAUGUUAAUGACAACAGCCCCAUCUUCCCAAAACUCAGUGACACCAUCACAGUGUCCCAAAAUACGCUCCCAGGAACAGUGCUGUUCAUCGCUCAUGCACAUGACUAUGACAGUGGAGAAAAUGGGAGGGUGCAGUAUUAUCUCAGAAGUAGCAGAAAUGGUAUGUUUGUUGUUGACCCCAACCUUGGGACAGUGACACUAAAUCAGAGUUUACAAGUGGAUCAUCAGCAGAGGUACAGCCUGGAAAUUGUGGCAAAAGAUGAAGGAGAACCAUCCCUGAGCUCCACGCUGACCCUCACAGUCAACAUAGACCGAACAGCCACUGAAGACAGUCUGGCCUUCGAGACAUUAGUCUACCAGGUGGAGAUAGGUGAGGGCUACCGGAAAGAUUCACGGGUUAUCCAGGUGAGGGCGCACAGGAGCCGUGGAGCUCACACAUCAAACUCAGGCCUUACUUACUCCUUGGAGGCAGAAACAGGGUUCCCUCCUGCUCCAUUUCGGAUCCACCCAAAGACAGGAUGGUUGUAUCUGUCUCACAACCUCGACUAUGAGGCAGAAUCCAUGUUUCGUUUUCGAGUGCUGGCCACAGCGAGGGAGGCCUCACUGGCUAACACCACAGCCACAGCGUUGGUGAUCGUACUGGUGCUGGACAUCAAUGACAACGCUCCAGUGUUCAGCAGUGAGGUGUACUACUUCACCGUGUCAGAGGGAUCGUCGCCUCAAGGCUUGGUGGGAACAGUUAAAGCUGUGGAUAGGGAUUCUGGGAAAAAUGCCCAACUGUCCUACAUCCUGCUCUCAGAUGGGAAGUUCUUCCGCAUCAACGCUAAAACAGGUGAAAUCAUCAACUGGGUGGCGCUGGACCGGGAGCAGCACAGCCAGCACAGUCUGAAGGUGAUGGUGACAGACCAGGGCCACCCUCGUCUCAAUGCCACCGCCAACGUUCACAUCCUGGUCACUGAUAUCAAUGACAAUGCGCCACAGUUUACACACCUGCCUGCCACCAAGGAGCUUAAUAUUCAGAUAUGGGCUGGUCUACCAGCAGGAUCGUUGGUGACCAAUAUGUUUGCCAAAGACUUGGAUGCAGGAGAAAAUGGAACCGUUAACUUCUCACUGGUCACAGUUAACCUAGAAGAUGAGGCUUUUAGGCCCUUUGAGAUUGACAGUAAAACUGGAGACGUCAGGACAACAGAGCUUUUCAACCAGAGCGCUAAAUCAUAUUACACUCUGGAAGUAACUGCCAGGGACAGCGGAGCCACACCUCUGGAGGACACUGCAGUCAUUCAUGUACAGGUUCAUGGAGUGGAGGCUCAGAUUGUCCACUCUGACAACCAAAGAGUCAGACGUUUUUCGGUGAGAGAGGACGUGGAGCCAGCGACAGUUAUCGGCUCUGCAAGCAUUUCAGAUAAAGGGAAAUUCCACUAUUCUAUCACAGAGGGCGACGGAAGUGUUCACUUCGGUAUCGACAGCUCCUCUGGUGACAUAUAUAUAAACCAGCCGCUGGACUAUGAGUCUGCCGUGCAGUACUUGCUCGUGGUUCGUGCUGAGGAUGUUGGACUCGCUCCAGGAGUGAACGUGUCAGUGCUGGUCAGUGUGACGGUGGAGGAUGUAAACGACCACACGCCCUGGUUCCCUGAUAAACUGGUGAUGUUCGGUCUGCGGGAAGAUGUUGCAGCUGGAUCACUGGUGUUUGCUUUUAAUGCCAGGGAUGCUGAUGGGACCUUUCCAAACAGUGCCCUCCGCUACUCCCUCACCUUUGACCCUGGACACAGUGCAUCAUCUUCACGCUUCCCCUUUCAGAUAAACCCUCACACAGGGAGUUUGACUGUAGCAGCACCUUUAGACCGUGAGACGACCCCCAGCUUCGCCUUCACUGUAAAAGCCACCGACCAGGCGAAGAGGAAGGACGAGCGUAAACAGACGUCAGUGACGGCUCAGGUCUUCCUGCUGGAUGUGAACGAUAACCGGCCGGUGUUUAUAUCAGUGGACACAGUUCAGGUGAUGGAGGACGCAGAGGGGGGAAGCCUGCUGCAUCAUUUUGUGGCCAUAGAUGGAGAUCAAGGUGAAAAUGGGGUUGUAUCCUACGUCAUCAUGGCUGGAAACAAAAAAGGAUUCUUCACACUGGAGGAGAAAACAGGCCUCUUGUUUCUCUCCGCCCCUUUGGACUAUGAGAAGCAGCGUGUCCACAGUCUGACCAUCCGUGCCGUGGAUCACGGCCUGCCCUCGCUCUCCUCCACCCAGACCCUGACAGUGGAGGUGGGGGAUGUGAAUGACCAGCUGCCUGUCUUCGAUCAAGACAUCUACAACGCCAGCGUGGCAGAGAACAGAGACCCCGGAGAACCAGUCAUCAGGGUUUCUGCCACUGAUGAGGAUUCAGAGGAGAACGCUGUGGUGUGGUACAGUCUGCUGCCGGGUCCCGGCUACGAGCUCUUCAGCAUCAACCCUUACACCGGUCUGAUCACCACCACCUCCUACCUGGACAGAGAGCAGCAGCAACAUUUCACUCUCAGAGUCCAGGCUCGUGACAGCAGCACUCGGCCUCUUUCGGGCACCGCCACAGUACUUUGCUCCGUGCUGGAUGACAAUGACAACGCUCCAGAGUUCAUGCAGUCAUCUUUCCAGAUCAGCCUGCCGGAAAAUCUGCCCCCCGGGAUCAUCCACACUGUUCAGGCCUCCGACCCAGACCAUGGAGAAAAUGGAACAAUACACUACUCCAUACUAGGUGAGGACUACAGAGGUCGCUUCACCAUCAACAGUCACACAGGUGCUGUCAGCACCACGCAGGUCCUUGACCGUGAAGAAAGUCAGAAUUAUACACUCGACAUACAGGCCCGUGACUACGGCCCCUCUCCACUCAGCUCCUCCACCCAGCUCCAGCUGGUGCUGCUGGACCAGAACGAUAACAUCCCAUCCUUCACUCGUAAGAGCUACCAUACCUCCAUCACCGAGGGUCUACCUGCAGGAGCUGAGGUCCUGCGUCUUACUGCCCUGGAUCCUGACGAGGGGUCCAACGGGGACAUAACCUACUCGUUGACAGAGGACAGCAGCCAGGGGGCCUUCUCAGUCGACCCUUCCACAGGUGUGAUCCGCACCACCAGGUCUCUGGACAGGGAGAGCAGGACCCAGUACACCCUCAGAGCUGUGGCUACUGACGGCUGCACUCAAGGGCCGCUGAGCUCUGUGGCUUCAGUGACCAUACAGGUGGAAGAUGUGAAUGACAACGUGCCAGUUUGUGUCCAAAAUCCCAUUAACGCUUGGGUUUCCAUGAGGACUCUUCCAAACCAGAUAGUCACCGCAGUGACAGCAACAGACGACGACCAGGGUGAGAAUGGCACGGUGCAUUUUAUUUUGUCUGAUGAGGACAAUCUGUUUGACAUCAACGGUGAGACUGGUGAGAUUUCACUGAGGAGACGAGUGAGAGCAGGUUUCUCUGGGAGGAAGCUGCAGGUUGUAGUUUCAGACAGAGGACAACCUGCUUUAACCUCCACCUGCCUGGUGUUCAUCCACCUGAAGGGCGAACACGAGGGUCUGCAGUUCACAAACAAAGUGUACAACGUCACCAUCAAGGAGAACAGCAGAGCUGGCACUUGGAUUACAAAAGUUGAGGCCAGUGACCAAACCAACAGCAGACAAAGGAUCACAUAUACCAUAUUUAGUGGCAACGAGAAUCACAUUUUCUCCAUUAAUCGUCACACAGGCGAGAUCCGCGUUCAGAAAGAUAACUCUCUGGACUUCGAGGUGAGCCCUCAGAUCGAGUUGGUGGUGCUGGCUGACAACGGGCUGCAGACGGCUCACUGCAGGGUCUCCAUCAACCUGCUGGACAUCAAUGACAACGCACCGGUGUUUGAACACAGCAGCUACAGAACAGCUGUCUGGGAGGGUCAAGUUCACAACACCUACAUUAUGCAGGUGUUUGCUUCUGAUGCUGACAGUGGCAUAAACGGGCAGAUUGAGUUUGCAAUUGUGUCUGGUAACCAUAACAACGCAUUCAUCUUGGACUCUGUUCGUGGGAUUCUUGCCACUAAUGUUUUACUGGACCGGGAAAUCACCCCUUCAUACAAGCUGGUACUGCAGGCGACAGACAGGGGGAACCCUUCGCUCAGCAGCACCACUACCAUCAGGGUGCAAGUGGUGGACGUCAAUGACAACAGUCCUGCUAUCCCCCCCAUGGAGCCCGUGCCUAUAGCAGAGAAUCUGCCGGCAGGUUACAUGGUUACCCAGGUGACCGCAAAUGAUGUGGACCUCAGCUCAACCAUUACCUACAGCUUUUCAGACAACAGUAGCACCAACAGCCCCUUUGCUAUUGAUCGAUACACUGGUGUGAUAACGCUGACUCGAGCCCUGGACUACGAGGAGCAGACAGAGUACACUCUGACAGUCUGGGCAUCUGACUCCCUCUACCAGACCACCGGAGAGGUCAAAGUUCAAGUGCUUGAUGUCAACGACAACGCUCCAGUCUUUAGCAAAGUCUCCUACCAGGUGGAGUUGUCAGAGUUGGUCUCUGCAGACACAUUUGUUCUGUCUGUGUCCACUACUGACAGAGACUCUGGAUUCAAUGGCAAGGUCACCUACAGACUGCUCUCAUCUCCUUUACAAGGCUUUUAUAUCCAGCCGGACAAUGGGUCUGUUUUCACCAACAAGCCCAUAAAGGCCAUCGUAAACAGCAACCCAAUCCAUCUUCUCGUUGAGGCCAGAGACGGAGGUGAUCCAGUACGCUCCAGUUUCACCUCCAUAGAUAUAGUGAUUCUGGACACCAACGACCAUGCACCUCGGUUCCACCAGGACCUCUACACUCUUACCGUCUCAGAAGACACACCUACAGAUACCACCCUGCUGACGCUCUCUGCAGAGGACCAAGACUGGAGCCCCGAAAAUACCCAUUUGGACUACACCAUCAUCAGGGGAAAUAAGGAGAAGAGAUUUUGUCUGGAAGUAAAAAAGAUUCAGGUUGACAAUCAGAUGAAAAAUGUAGGCAAACUUGUUCUGUGUAACCCUUUAGACCGUGAGACCACUGAGAGCUACAUGCUAACAGUGACUGUGUCUGAUCGAGGAACGCCUCCACUGAACAACUCUGCUGUUGUUAUGGUGACUGUGACGGACUGCAAUGACAAUGCACCAAUCUUUUCCAGCACAGAGUACCAUGCACAGGUCAGUGAAAACAGCCAAGUAGGUACCAGGCUGAUCCAGGUGAGCGCUCAGGAUCCUGACCUGGGAAUCAACGGCCUGCUGCAUUAUGACAUUAUCUCUGGGAACAGCAAAGGUCACCUAAAGCUGGACCCUCAGUCUGGUCUUGUGGUGGUCAACCACCCCCUUGACUAUGAGGAAGACUCAAAAUACACCCUCACCAUCCGAGCAGCUGAUGGCGUUGAAUCAUCGGAAGACCGUAAAGUGGCUUUUACAGUCGUCUUUAUCACAGUGUUGGAUGAGAAUGACAACACUCCUUAUUUCAUGUUCCCUACUGUUAAUUGUUCUGUGCUGGAAAACCUACCAGCAUUUACCCACGCCUGCUCAGUCCACGCUGUUGACAACGACUUAGGCCCCUACGGGCAGCUUACCUACUCGAUUCUGUCCUCCUGCUUCAUGGACUAUGGCAGUGGCAACCCUGAAAGAAAGGAGGCAUUUGCCAUUGACGCCCACACAGGUGAUAUUCACACCAGACAGACCUUUGAUUACGAACGUGAGAGUGAGUACUGCUUUGUAGUGGAAGCCAGGGACAAAGGCGAUAAAGCAGCUACAGUGAGAGUGCAGGUGGCCAUCAAGGGAGUGGACGAGUUCAGUCCUGUCUUCACCCAGAAGCAGUACCGCUUCCUCCUGCCGGAGAACGCCAAGCUGGGAGAGACAGUCGGCUUUGUAAUGGCAAUGGACCACGAUGGAGGAGUGGACGGGCUGGUGGAGUACAGCCUCGUGAACCCAUCACCAUUUUUCUCGUUAAACAAAACGAUUGGUUCUAUCCAUGUGUCAGGCCCUGUAUUUCGCAGACGUGGCAGUCAUGCCAGUGAUAAUAUGGUGGAGCUGGUUGUGUCUGCAGGUAGUCCGAGAUUGGGCUCCAGGACCACCACCUCCCUGGUUUCUAUCAACAUCUCCAGCUCAGUAGAGGCACUCACUGGAAUGCCUCUCGAUGCGCACAUGCUUACUCUGAGUGUCUCACUAAUCAUGUUUCUCCUUGUCCUCAUCUUUUUUGUGAGUUUGGUUGUCAGGUACAAAAUCAAAGAAGCCGCCAUCAAAAAGGCUACUGCCAUUGCCUCAAGUUUGAACCAUAGCACAGGCUCAUUUGGUAGAUCUUAUGGGCAGUCACAGAGUGAAAUCUCUUUGCAAGAGAUUGCACGGCCCAGCAUCGUAAUGACCAAGAAUGACAUAUCAAAACCUUAUACUCAGUCAGACUCAAGUGGUCGUGGAUCAGCAGAGGGUGAGACAGCUGAGGACCAGGAGAUCAAGUGGAUCAAUGAGUAUCCCUGUCGUAAAAGAGAUGAACCUGUGCAAGAGAACCAGACCUUAGAGAUCUCGGACUCUGCUUUACCUGGGGACAGUAUCUCCUGCCACUCUAUUGAUGUAGGGCCGGAGCACCUUUUAACAAUUAAUAAAUGUUUAAUCUCAGGGAUUGCCAGCACAGAAAGCCUCCACCACUUCAAAGAAGAGGGAGGAGGUGAGGGUCUACUUCCAGUACUAAGGGUGAGAGAUCUGGAGGAGAAUAUGGGGACAAGAGGGUACGCUCCCCUAUCUGAAGCCCAGGCAUCUGCGGAUUCUCUGUCAUCACUGUUGUGUCUAGAGGAGCAGCUGCAGGGCAGCUACAGCUGGGAAUACCUGUUGGACUGGGAGCCACGUUUCCAGGCUCUGGCCUCCGUAUUCACCGAUAUCGGGAUGCUCCCUGACGAGGAGCUCCAAGGCGGCCGUGAGGACUUAGCAGCAGAGUUGAACUGCCUCAUGCAUCCGCCACCUCUUAUAACAGGAGUGGCUCAGCCUGGCAUUAGGACUGUGCCUCCACGAAAGCUGGCUCGCAUGCCGAGCCUGAGCAGGAGGCCCUCUCACCGCAAAUAUGCCUAUUCCCCUUUAGCCAGGAACACAGGACUAACCCCUUCAGCCAUGACUCCCACUUUCUCCCCAUCGCUGUCCUCACUGACCAUGAGGACUCCCACUGCUUCACCAGUUGUCUCAGAGACAGGGGUGGGGGGUAUCAGACUUGACUCAGGACCCCUCACUGCAAGCCUAUUGGAGUCAGAAAUACAGGUGUAG